Messenger RNA from Phlebotomus argentipes, 2283 nucleotides. RefSeq names its product GDP-fucose protein O-fucosyltransferase 2. The record is from RefSeq and is a predicted model, not a curated record. Gene Ontology annotation, molecular function: peptide-O-fucosyltransferase activity. The coding region runs from base 551 to 1918 and encodes 455 amino acids. Gene Ontology annotation, biological process: protein O-linked glycosylation via fucose. Lineage: Eukaryota; Metazoa; Arthropoda; Insecta; Diptera; Psychodidae. The transcript is spliced from 3 exons.
GAAUCUCGUGUGAUUUAUCGAUGCUUUUAUUUUUGGCAGUAAUUUUUUUUGUGAAUUUGUACAAAAAAGCACACAUCAUUGCAGAUUUAUUGAUGAUUUUUCCGAAUUUUUUUACCAGUAUGAGAAACAAUUCCCUGUUUUUUUUUCUUUUUUGAAAAUUUGUCGAUAUAUUAAAUAAAAAAGGACUCAUUGGAAGUUUGAAUUUGUGAAAAAUAGAUAAAAACAACCAUAUUUUAAUUUGAGGCUAUACACUGGAUGAUCUGUAAUAUGCUAUACUUUAUGGAUGACAUAAAUAAAUAAUUUUAUUUCAAACUCUCUUUCACUUGCUGGCGCACCCUGUGGCGCAUUGAUUUUUCGCAGUGUACUUUUUGACGCGGACUUGUUUUGAUUACUCUUUCACUCUCGCGGAAUGUUGCGGACGGACGUGAGGCAGGCAAUGCACUAAUUCUGCGUGCAAUGUGAAGGAUUAGGAGUUAAUUUUGCAAUAAUAACAUACUGGUAGUGUUAGUGAGCAAUUUUCUAAGCAUUAACUUGACUUUUCCGCGGAAUAAUGAGAAGUCAUACAUAUUUUACAAUUCCGGUUUUCAUAUUGCUGUGCCUCGAACUUCCCGUGGGAGAGUUACUUAUUUGUCAACCCAUCGACUUGCUUUUGGACUCAAUUCCAUCCCAAUUUUGUCGACCGGACGAGAAACCGCGCGAGGAGAGGCAGGAAAACAUCACCUACAUCCUGUACGACGUGAAUCCCGUGGAGGGAUUCAAUUUGCGACGGGAUGUGUACAUUCGCAUGGCGGUGUUCGUGAAGAAUCUGCGCCAGGAUGAGCGAUACAGGAACACCAAGCUCGUCCUUCCGCCGUUUUCCGACUUGUACCACUGGCGAUCGCGGUAUCUGGACCAGAGUCACGUCUUCUGGAACACCUUCUUCGACCUGGACAGCAUGAAGAGAUACACUGAAGUCCUGGACAUGUGGGAGUUCUUCCGGGAGAUUCAAUCCCAGCGGGAGGACAGCAGCAAUGAGGACUUUGCCAUUGACGAGGUGUAUAAGCUGAAGCACUUCCAGGAGAUGUUCGAGAACGGCGUGUUUGAGGACAAGUUCGAGAAGACAAAGUGUGGAGCAACGGAAGCUGUUCAGGAUGGUUUCUUUCACUACAGCAAUCUCACGACGAAGAGAUUCUCCUGCGUGAAUUUCCAGGGAAGCGCCAACCUGCUCAAGGAUCUGCUGGAGAAACUCAAGCCCAAGAAAACGGGACGCAUUCGAACGAUUUUAUUUCUCAACACCGAAGUGGUCCUUCAUGAUUUCUGGGGCAACGACGAAUUCUGGCGAGCCAGACGUUCGAUGCGCUUCAACGAUAAUCUCGUGGAGAAGGCGAAUGAGUUCCGCAUUGAGAACUUCAACGCCACGGAUGAAUUGGACGCUGUGCAGCGUCCGGAGAGGUGGGAGGACGAGCGAGAAUACCGCAAUGCCAUCGGAGGAGACUAUCUAUGUGCCCAUUUGCGCCGAGCGGACUUCCUCUACGGUCGAGAGCGAACGACACCCACUUUGAGGUCGGCGUCUGGGCAGAUAAAGCGCGCGGCGAAGAUUCUGGGCAUAGAUCAGGUGUUCCUGUCGAGUGACUGCUCUCGGUCUGAACUGAUGGACUUGCUGGCGUACAUGAAGCGCUUGAGGGUGUACAAGUACCUGCCGCCAACGCGGUCGGACGGCUUAAAUGGCCUAAAGGACGGGGAGAUUGCCAUAAUUGACCAAAUAAUCUGCUCCAAUGCGAGAUAUUUUAUCGGCACGUACGAGAGCACAUUCACUUAUCGAAUCUACGAGGAGAGAGAGAUUUUGGGCUUCAAUCCUCGCACUACGUUCAACACUUUCUGCAAGAAUGAAGACCUCACGGAGUGUGAGAGGAACUCCCAGUGGCCCAUAGUGUAUUAGGAUGUUUUUGUACCUCGAAUAAUUGUGAAAAGUUUGUCCUAUUUUUGCAUGAGGAGGUUUAGGAGACCAAGAUUGAGUUUAUGCCCAUUACCAGAGUUGUGUGCUUGGGAAUUAGGCGGAAGGGACCUCAGCUAGGACUCAAGCACGCGCAUAGCUUUACUGUUCGGAUAAGAACUAGAGUUAGCAUUGUACUCGACCUUUUUGUAUGGUGUCAACAUCAAGUAAAAUGCAUUUUUUAGAUGUUUGUCAAAUGUGCGAUAAAUUAGAAGGAAAAAGAAAUGUGUAAAUGACUUACCAUUUUUGAAGCAGUCAAUUAAAUGUGAUAAUGUUCCCUUUCCUAGUUCAAUAAAAGGCAUACAAACAGU